AUGAAAUCUAUCGACGUACCGAACAUCAAAGCGGGCAAGGUGCGCAUAGGUUUGGUCUGGGCCAAAGUCCGUCUACGCGAAAAUGUCAAAAGGUGUUUCAAUUGUCUCGGCUAUGGACAUACGAGGGCCAAGUGUAACAGGAUAGACCACCGCGACGCCUGCAGUCUGUGUGCAACAACUGGGCACAGAGCGGCAGAGUGCAGCAACCCGCCCAGAUGUGUAGCUUGCGAGGACAACAAAGCACCCACGGAUCACUAUCCUGGCAGCAGCAGAUGCACUUCCUACAAGAAGGCCCAGGCACACGGCGAGCAGGCUUCCAUUAGCCUCCCCCAGAGCCUCAACACAGUAAUGAUUGCAGUACUGCAGAUAAACUUGAACUGCUGCAAAGCGGCUCAGGCCCUAAUGCACCAGACAGCAUUAGAAAAAUCUGCAGACUUCGUGCUCAUCAGUGAGUACAACAGAGUCGAGGGCCCCCACUGGUACGCUGACGCAACAAACAAAGCAGCCAUCGUCAACGUGAAGAAAACAAGGCUAGAAAAUGAGGGCUGUACGGAAGCGGGUUUCAGUUGGGUGUGCGAUCGCGGCCUCAGAAUAUACUCAGGCUACUGGUCUCCAAACAGCACGUUUCAAGAAUACAAAGACUUCACCAGCAGACUCGAAGCUAGCAUAAGGAGUGCGAAUACAGAAAUCCUCCUCACGGGCGAUUUCAACGCCAAACACACUUACUGGGGGUGCCCGCAAAACGACAGAAGAGGAGAAAUCCUAGCAGACCUGAUCGACGCCACGGGACUGGUGGUCUGCAACAAGGGCAACUCGUGCACUUUCAACAGAGGAACCAUCAUCGACCUCACCAUCACAACCCCACGCACUGCCCAGAGAAUAACCAAGUGGACGGUACUCGAUGAAGAAUCGCUCAGCGACCAUUAUUACCUGUGGUUCGAAAUCAACACCGGUUCCCCAAACCACGACACUCCCAGAAUACCAAAGAUAGAUCUGCAAACGCUAAAGAUGGCACUCGCCCCGGAGACCCACCACCCAUUUCUCGACUCCACUGACGCCGAGCAAAAGGCGCUGUCGCUGAAGGAACUUAUACAAUCAUGCCGCAGACCAAUCUACACGGGAAAGUAUCCUAGAAAAUCUGUCCACUGGUGGAGCCCAGAGAUAAACUCCCUCUGCAGAACGGCAAACCACUUCCGCAGAGUAUUCCAACGAAAAAGAAAACGACACGGUCCCGCUGCCAGCGUAGCCGAGGAACAAGAAGCCAAGACUGCUAAACGGGACCUAGUUUGA
Messenger RNA from Myzus persicae (green peach aphid), 1290 nucleotides. RefSeq lists its product as uncharacterized. Gene Ontology annotation, molecular function: catalytic activity; nucleic acid binding; zinc ion binding. The coding region runs from base 1 to 1290 and encodes 429 amino acids. The record is from RefSeq and is a predicted model, not a curated record. The transcript has a single exon. NCBI's taxonomy places the organism in Eukaryota, Metazoa, Arthropoda, Insecta, Hemiptera, Aphididae.